This is a messenger RNA of Ramularia collo-cygni, 1998 nucleotides long. RefSeq names its product related to cytoplasmic dynein intermediate chain. Gene Ontology annotation, molecular function: dynein heavy chain binding; dynein light chain binding. Lineage: Eukaryota; Fungi; Ascomycota; Dothideomycetes; Mycosphaerellales; Mycosphaerellaceae. Gene Ontology annotation, cellular component: cytoplasmic dynein complex. The coding region runs from base 1 to 1998 and encodes 665 amino acids. The record is from RefSeq and is a predicted model, not a curated record. The transcript has a single exon. Gene Ontology annotation, biological process: transport along microtubule.
AUGUCUACACAUCAGGAUCGCCAGGCGGAUCUGGCUGCCAAACGUGCGAAACUUGCACAGUUGAAAGCUCGCAAUCGAGAGCUUGCCAACAACAGACACAGCAUCAAUGGCCAGAUAGCAGCGCAGUCGCCGUCACGCAGCAGUAGAGGCAUUGAAGACGUCGAAGAGCUGAUAGCAUCGCUCGACUUGCCAUCAUCGCGGAAUACCGACUCGCCACAGCCGCCGGCCAAUACGAGCACUCCUCCACGACAACAGCAACAGCAACAGCAACAGCAACAGCAAGGUGCAGGCGGUUUAACCCAGCAUUUGAGUCUCACGGGCCUCACGACAGUCUACGAGAUUCCCGUCGAAGCGAAGCCCGAAGUGAUUAGCUAUAGCAAGGGCGUGCAGACAACGGACCAGGCUGCGGGUGAUUCGGAUGAGGGUGAAGGUGCCGCUGGGCGUAGUCCCUCACGGCGGAGGCGCAGGCUAAGCCAGCGCGAGCAGCAGCUAGAAGAUGAGGAGGAGAUUCGGCAACGCUUGCGUCAGGAAAUUGAGGAAGAACUACGACAAUUACAGCUACAUGAAAUCGCCGACCCCAACCCAGACACUCUGCGCUUCCCGGCCCGCGCCCUGGCACCAGAAGAGCUCAAUGCAGUCACCAACAGUAAUGAUUUUCUGGAUUUUGUGGAGCGCAGCAGCAAGGUCAUUGAGCGUGCUCUGGACGAGGAGUACGAUGUGCUGGCCGAUUAUGCCCUGCACUCGCGGGAAGCUGAGGACGAGGAUGAAUACGUGGGCCGACGAGGCCGGCGCGUGAAAGAAGUGGCCCAGUUUGAUCUGCACGACUCCAUGGGCAAGAAACGAAUGAUCAGUGACAUCGAUUUCAGCCCCAAAUUUCCCGAGCUGUUGUGUACCUCCUAUACCAAGUCCCAGUCCUCACCGCACACGCCGCCUGGUCUGCUGAAUGUUUGGAAUAUGCAUCUCAAGGGACGGCCCGAGUACUCUUUACACGCCACUUCCGACCUGCUUUCUUGUCUCUUUCAUCCACAUCAUCCCUCGCUCAUACUUGGCGGAACUUACAGCGGUCAGCUCUGUCUGUGGGACACACGCGCUCGAAAUCAACGCACAGGCGAGCCCGUCCAGARGACUCCGCUCACAGGCGGGCGCACUGGUCACGCACAUCCAAUCUACAGUCUAUCUGUAGUUGGCACCCAGAACGCCAGUUCGGUGGUAUCUGUGAGCACAGACGGCGUAGUUUGCGCAUGGAGCACCGACAUCCUCACUCAACCUCAAGAGUACCUCGAGCUACACGCUCCGAAUCCAUCCGCCUACAAAACAGACGACGUUGCUCCCACAUGCAUAUCCUUCCCUGCCAGUGAUCCCACCUACUUUCUUACCGGCACCGAGCAAGGCGGCAUCUUUCCGGUUCAUCGCUACGAUCGCGCUGGUGCAAAGUCAGGCGUCGACGUUCGUACCAGCUACCGCGGACACGAUGCACCUGUCACGGGGAUAGAUUUCCAUCCGGCUCGUGGCAAGGUUGACCUGGGAGACCUCUUCGUAAGCUGCGGUCUCGACUGGACCGUCAAGGUCUGGCGAGCACGCCCUCCGAGCUCCACAGCAAGCACGAUAUCUGGCCAUGCCGAAGUCGUCAAGCCUUUACUAGAAAUUCAACGAGAAGACAGUGUGUACGACGUUAAAUGGAGUCCCACGAAACCUGGUAUUUUCGGGUGCGUGGAUGGCGGUGGACGGUUCGRCAUCUAUGAUAUCAAUGCUUCUUCCGAAGUGCCCGUGGGAGGUGCGCGACCAAGCCAUGUCGAGAAAGACAUCUACUCCUUGAAAAGUCUCAAUAAACUGGCCUGGGAGAAGAACCAAGGACGGCAUGUCGCUGUGGGUGGUUUGGAUGGGGUUACAACGGUCUUCGAGGUUGGCAGUGAGUUGGGCGGAGUGGACACCAAGAAUGAGGCUUGGGUUGGGGCCAAAGUCAAGAAGUGGGUUGGAAAGCAGAGCUUCCAAGGUUGA